AUGGACCAAACAAAUACAAACAAAGGUACAGGGAAUAAUGACGACGACUAUAGGCAAAAAAAUAAGGAAGACGGAAAAACCAAUGAGAACGGGGAAGAACGGCCGCAAGACGGCAGAACAGAAGAGGAAGAACAACGAAAGUUCGAAAAGGAAAUGUUAGAAUGGCACAAUAAACAGCCAAAGAUGAUUAGGUCGGGUCCUCCAAAGCACUCGACUCUAGUAGGAGAGGACCUGUUAAAGGAAAUUAACAAAGAAGAGGAAAAAGAAGGAGACAAAGUGGAGGAAGACUCAGUGGAAAUUGUGGAAGUGGGGGAUAAGGAAGUAGAAUGGAGAGAAGAGCAAGGCGAUUCAUACUGGCAAGAUAUAGAAGAGAGCGUCCUAACAGCUUUCCUGUUCGACGAAGCGGACAGGGAAGAAAUACAGCAAGAGAAAAGAGAGAAGAAAGCAAAAAAUACUCAGAGGAGACGGAAAUCGAAAGAGUCCAAAGAAAAUUGA
Molecule: messenger RNA, 495 nt
Organism: Diabrotica virgifera virgifera (western corn rootworm)
Lineage: Eukaryota; Metazoa; Arthropoda; Insecta; Coleoptera; Chrysomelidae
Product: cilia- and flagella-associated protein 251-like
Exons: 1
Coding region: 1-495 (164 amino acids)
Source: RefSeq, a predicted model, not a curated record